Messenger RNA from Capronia coronata CBS 617.96, 1686 nucleotides. RefSeq lists its product as uncharacterized. NCBI's taxonomy places the organism in Eukaryota, Fungi, Ascomycota, Eurotiomycetes, Chaetothyriales, Herpotrichiellaceae. The transcript has a single exon. Gene Ontology annotation, biological process: protein sumoylation; double-strand break repair via homologous recombination. Gene Ontology annotation, molecular function: SUMO ligase activity; zinc ion binding. Gene Ontology annotation, cellular component: nucleus; Smc5-Smc6 complex. Bases 1 to 1686 code for a protein of 561 amino acids. The record is from RefSeq and is a predicted model, not a curated record.
AUGUCCUCCACCACUUUCGAGCCACAACCUCUCAUCGCACCGCUCAACGACCGCGCCUUGGCUGCCCUCGAGAACCUCGCCAGCGGGGACAGCACGCUAGGCACUCACGACAAGAAACUGCGUGACCAUCUCCUCGCGGCCGUGGACCAAUUGACCGAACUCACGGGGCGACUCAACGACCGAGCAUACGAACGCAGAGUCCGGCACGAACGGGAACAGGCGCGGCGGCGACAACAACGACAAGAACAGCAGCAGGAUCGAAGAGAUGGAAGCGCCACGAAAACAGAGUCGAAUGUGGCCGACGAUGCAGAGGCCAACGCCGAGGCGGACCAGGCACAUCAACAAUUCCAGCAGAAAGCCGACACCCUGACUAAAAGAAUGGACCUGAGCAUCCGCGCGGUCAUCGACGAUCAGACCUGGCUAGACGAUCUUCCAGCAACGAUUCAGCAAACAGUGACUGCAGCGCGCAACUCGUCGUCCCAGACCCAACAAACACAAACGCAGCAAACGCUCGGUCCGACGCCCAUGCAAUCGGCGCGGCGGAGCAGCGGCGACAACGUUGAUGGCGAUGGCGAUGGCGAGGAUGACGACAACGACAACGACAACGAAGAACGAGAACAGAAACCAGCCACCCAAGCGGACGCCAUGCAAGAUGUCGAAACACCACAUAUACUCCUCGCCGCCGCAUUACAAGAGCAGAGCCGGACAUGGACAUCCAGGACCCUGACUGAAAGGUACGCCCACCACAACGACUACAAGGGCUUCUACCGCGUGCUGUACGACGCCAAACACCCCGGCGAAUCUGCGCCCCCGAUGCCCGACGAGCGCCUAUGGUUCGCAGCCGAAGAAGGACGCGAACUGAUCUCGACUCAACGGGCGGCACGCCCCCAACGGCACCACACCUCCAACAGUACCAGCCAUGCGCAACGACGACAUAUUGGAAACGGAAACAGCCAAAACACCGACAAUGACGAGGAAGAAGACGAUGACGACGACGAGAUCGAAAUCGCCUCGGAAAGCGUCCGCAUCAAAUGCCCCAUCACAUUCCUUCCCUACGUCGACCCCGUGACAUCGCUGAAAUGCAACCACUCGUACGAGAAAUCCGCCAUCCUGUCCAUGCUCAGCACAGCACACGACCACGCCCCGUACACCCCCGACCAGCUGGCCGAGUUGGACCGGAUCGAUCGACGCAGCGACCGGGCCCGGCGGGAGCGCGAAAUACGUGUUCCACAGGUCAAAUGUCCCGAGUGUGACGUCUCCUUGACGGCGGCGGAUUUGAAACCCAAUCCGGCGCUGAAGAGACGCGUCCAGCGACUUCUGGCGAAGGCGCAACGACGGAAACGGGAUGGCGACAUUGCCACGACUAGCGAUGUUGAUAUGGAUGAUGAUCAGGAUGAUCAGGAUGAUGAGGUGAACGUGGAGGUGGACGUGGAGGAAGACCAUGAUGCUGAGGACCUUGACGCAGGCUCUGCGGGCGCCGCUACUGCGAGGAAGAAUCUGAGGCCCUUGAAGCGUGAGCGGACUGCUUCCGUGAUUCCGCAGACUCAGUUGUCUACCUCCGGCAUGGCGCAGAGCGCUACGCCGUCACGGACUCGACGGGGAGCGGGUAAUGCUUUGUCGGCGGCAGCAGCAAGCUCGAGAUCGCGUUCUGAUAUCCUCGAUGUGGAAGAGGAUGAUCUUAGUUGA